Messenger RNA from Symbiodinium sp. CCMP2456, 3171 nucleotides. The record is from the annotation of a GenBank genome assembly. Lineage: Eukaryota; Dinophyceae; Suessiales; Symbiodiniaceae.
AUGCUUCGGCGCAUUCGCUUCCUGUCGGCGCUCCACGCAUGGUUGAUCCGUGGCCUAGUCUCGGCCGCGGCACCUGAGCAGAAAGGCAGGGAAGGGCCGGGACCCAGGGUGAUGCUGAGCGUCAUCACACGGAACCGUUUCUGGCGGCACGCGCUCUCCACCUUGUCUUUGCGGAGCUCGGUGGAGAAUGCGCAGCAGGAGCUUCCCGACCUUCACCUCGAGUGGCACCUGAUUGAUGAUGCAAGCAGCGGAAGCAAGUCUUCAGAGAAGCAGUCCAUGAUCCAAGAAUUGGUUGAAGCCGGGCAGAUUCGAAAUUUUACGAGGAUGUCCCGACACCUGGGAACUGUUCGAGUCCUGGCUUUGGCUGUUGAAACAUUUCUCAGCCGAGCUGACCUUGACUUCUUUCUUCACUGCGACGACGACAUCUUGAUGGGCCGGACAACAGUCGUGCGUGCCCUCAGGGACUAUAUGACUGAUAUAACCGACGGUGGGAUUUUGGCGCUCUUUGUGAACUCCUGGCUGGAUGACCAGCUAUCUCAUGCAGAUCCAGCAUUUGGACCGUAUGCGGUGGCCCCCUUCCUCGGUGGUGCUGCCUACAUCGUAGAUCGCAAGACUCUGACUGUGACCGGAAACCCCUGGGCGCAAGCGAUUGCCAGCAAUAAUCGAAUAACACCCCACGAGGCACAUGUUUUCUGGCUCAGGCAGUUGUUGCCUUCCCGGGGUCAACGGAUAUGGGUGAGAUGGAAGCAGCCUUACGAGUGUCAGCACUUGGGGAACGUGAAUACAAUGAACUUUGGGAGGCAGCCUGAGUGGGAGCCCAUGUGGGCCAUCGACCACGAGUCCAAGCGCGUCGUGGAAGUUCCCGGCUACACAUCCGCUGAUGUUCGUGCUGCGCUGUGGAAUGACCGCAAGCUUUUGCCGGACUAUGUUGCCUUCCAGAAUGCCAAGAUGCGAAACCCAUUAAAACAGCUUCCCUCCACGGAAACAUCCGGCGCAUGGUCUCCCUGGGCCUACCGCAGGCGUCACCUCAACUACUUGGAGAUUGGAACAGCUGACUUCGACACACUGCUUUCUCGGCAUGUUUGGCGGGAGGACGUCCACGGAAUCUCGGUCGAGCCGUUGAGGAUCUACUUCGAUAGGCUGCCAUCUCAUGGAGGUGCUAACAAGCUCCUGCUAAACGUGGCCGUGAGUGACUACGACGGUUUCGACACGCUCUACUUCGUUCAGCCUGAGCUGGUCGGGCCGCACCGCGGGUCUGAGAGCCUGUGCGACCAGGCGCUGCUGUCAAAGCUGGGCCUCGACGAGUGCCUUCCAGGAUGGGUCCGGGGCACCUCCUCCCUGAAGAGACCACCUGAGGGUGUCCGGCAACUGCUGGGCAAGCGGGCCAUGGAUGUGAUGGGAAGGGUGCAGGUUCCUUGCAUGACCUACGAGACCUUGCUGACAGUGUACGGCAUCGGUUCCCUGGGUCUACUGAAGAUAGAUGCCGAAGGCUUCGAUGCCAACAUCUUGCGUCAGGUUCUCGAGCUUGGCCGCAAGCGGGGCCUGUGGCCGUGGCAGGUUCAAUUUGAGAAGAACAUUCUGUCGGACUGGGAGAUGUUGGAUGCGCAGGUGAUCGAACUACACCGGGAAGGAUACCGCUGUCGCAUGACCGACGUAGAAGCCAAGAUUUUGGCGACGCUCGGAGGCUUUACGUUCUUCGGCAAUGACGGCAAUGGUGAGAAAGAAGGCUUUGACUCAGAGCCGCUGGACGAUGCCAUGGAGCUGCGGACCUUGCGGCGGGACGAUGUGCUGGGUAAACUAGAGGCCGGCCCUCCACCUGAUCCGCCUUCUCCAGUCGCAGUCGCCGUCGCAGACGGUCUGGAAGCUCCCGAACCAGAAGGCAUUGCGCUCAGGCAGAGUGGGCAAGCUCUUUCAUCAGGCGAGGGUCAGUGUGAGGCUUCAGCUUCUCCAACAGGUGAUGUCGCUGCAGCCACCACCCGGAUGGAUGGCGAGGCCGAGGAGCUGGAGGCCGAGUGCGAGGUCCUGGAAGCGGCGGCGCAGUCCUUGAAGCUCUCGCAGCAAAGCUCGCACCUGACGGAGCUCGUCUCUGAGGGCCCAGGCGGGCCUUCCCUCUCCGAGAAGCCGGAGGCCGGCCUGGCCUGGGAGGUGGGUGAGCCGAUCUCCGCGCUGCAUGUGCCGGGUCAGGGCUCCGCAGGUGUCCAGGAAGUGAAAGCAGGCACGUUGCAGGACUCCGUGAGCAGUCCUGCUCACUCAGCCGUCACGACUCCUGCUACGAGCGGCUACCAGACUCUACCCAAGGGAGUGGACCCGGUUGAGGUGGCCUGCGAUCCCGUGCCCGGUGCAGUCUUCACGGCGGAGGAUGAGGCUGUGAUGGGCUUGAAGCGGCGUGGAGGUGUGGAGGUUGUCGUGGAGCCCCCGCGCGCGAAGGCCGCGAACGCACUGCAGCGUGAGCCUCUCUCGGCGCGCUCGGCGCGGUCCCGGGAAGGCGACUUGGGCGACCCUGGUUUGCCCAGCGAAGCUCGCAAGCCGAGCUCGGGCGACGGCUCGCCGCCAACGCCAGCGGGCUCCGGCUCCCUGGGCCUGCGAGGCGCUCCUGCGCCAAUGGUCGCCCGGCCGCAUGCGCAAGGCAGGCCUCCCAGGCAACCUGCGACUCCAGCGGGCUCCGCUGGCAGUACGGAGUCAGAGCAGCCGAGCCUCCCGCGCAGGCGCACACCGUCCCUGGGGCGCAGACCCAGCUUGCCGAAGGCUGACUCUGCCAGACGAAGCUCCUCAGCAGGUCGGUCUGGCAACCGGAAGUUGGUGCGGAAUGCCCUCGAAAAGUACUGCCUCAAGGGCGAUGCCAAUCGAGAACAGCGUGAGCUCGUUCUCAAAUCCUUCGAUGAAGACCUGGAGAGGUUUGAUCGCUUCAUCAUCCUCUUCCGGAGCAUUCACACUGGCCGGCAUGAUCUCCGAGCGCUGUAUGGCUUUUCAGAGGGAAGCUGGUCUCGCGUGCUGCAGAUUCUGCCCUCCCCCGCGUCCCUGGAGGAACGGAUGGUUGUGCAGUGCCUGAGAUACGACUCCGGUGGCAAGGAGUUCAAGGAGGUGCCCGCGUCGCAAGAGCCGCUGUCAGUGGCGGAUGCAGUGUUCUUGCAUCCACAAUUCUUGCAAAGGUCUCGGGUGGUCGUGCCAUGA